Adineta ricciae is the source of this 2070-nucleotide messenger RNA. Lineage: Eukaryota; Metazoa; Rotifera; Eurotatoria; Adinetida; Adinetidae. The record is from the annotation of a GenBank genome assembly.
AUGAGUUUAGAUGAAGAGGAUACUUCCCAUUCUCUUUCCCAAAAAGCUAGUCAUGCUGUAAAUGAUGCGUCGCAGCUAAAUGAAGAACAACUGAGUAAAUAUGAAGUGUGGAAAACUCAACCAGGCAUGGCACAGAUUAAACUCCAGUAUAUUGAUUUCGAUCAUGAAGUUCGAUUAAAAGUCGAACAUUUAAGUGAGACGGAUAAGAAAUUAGUUGAUGAAGCAAACACGGAAGCAAAUGAUACGGUAGAACCAAAGAAAAAGAAAUUCAAAGGUCAAAACCGUAAGCAUCUAGAAAUCAAUGCAAGAUCAUCCUCGAAUUACAACGACCAUCGCUUGUGUUUCUUUGUCAUCCGCGGCGGGCUAGAGAAUUGCCCGUACCAAUCAAAGUGCAAACAUGAACACGAUCUCGCCAGUUAUCUUUCUCGACGACCGGCAGAUCUUUCUUCGAACUGUUACAUGUUUGAUACAUACGGGAAAUGUGCAUUUGGUAUAAUAUGUCGUUUUGGUCAAUCUCAUAUUGAUCCUCUCACUGGAAAAAAUUUGGUUGUCCCCAGACCGAAUCAAACUUAUGUCGAGUCAUUGAAUAAAUAUCCUCCGAUGUUGAAACAUUUAUUACGAAGGAAAAAGUAUAAUUAUACACUAUCUGAUCGAUUAGUACGAAUAGCAAAUAAGCAGAUCACAAAAGCGAAUGUUGCGAAACGAAACAACCCAUCGGCAGGUGAAGCAGAGACAACCAACGAACAGCAUCAUGAUGAACAUGAUGUCGGUGAAAAAGAAGACCGAUCUUUGGUGGAUAUCUAUUAUUCGGCUCUUCAAACUAAUACCAAUCAAAAUCAAGCUGAAACAAACGAAAAUCAACAACAGAAGGAAGCUGAUGGAAACGAUGAUGAGCAAGAGCAACAAACUUCACGACCUGUUCCCUAUCGAACUCUUGGAACAAUAACUGAUGCUGACAUGAUUCGUUUGAAACCUCGUGAAAAAGUUCGAAUUGACUUCAAUCGUCGUCUCUAUCUUGCUCCUUUGACUACUGUUGGCAAUUUGCCAUUCCGUCGUAUAUGUAAGGAAUAUGGUUGCGAAAUCACUUGUGGAGAAAUGGCAAUGACUACAUCAUUACUUCAAGGACAGCAAUCCGAAUUUGCUCUCUUACGGCGUCAUCCAUCGGAGACGAUCUUCGGUGUUCAAUUAUGCGGUUCAUUUGUUGAUACAAUGACACGAACGGUUCAAAUGCUAGAAGAAAAUUUUGAUUUUGACUUCAUCGAUAUUAACUGCGCAUGUCCAAUCGAUCUUGUCUACAAGAAGGGUGCUGGAUGUGCAAUAACACGUCGAACAAUUGAUUUUGAACGCAUCUGUCGCUCGAUCUCAUGUAUAUCAACACAUCCGAUUACAAUUAAAUUACGCACAGGAAUUCUAACAUCAGAAAACAAUGCUCAUGAAAUAAUCUCACUAGCUAAAUCGUGGAAAUCUGAACAUGACGAAAAUCAUGUUGUUGACUUGUUCACUUUGCAUGGUCGAUCAAAAGAAAUGCGUUAUUCGAAAAAUGCCGAUUGGAACUAUGUGAAUCAAUGUGCUCAAGUAGCUAAUCCGAUUCCGUUGUACGGUGUUGGAGACAUCUAUUCAUUCGAGGACUAUUACCAACGACUGAAUGAAACCAGUGUUAGUGGUUGUAUGAUUGCACGUGGUGCAUUGAUUAAACCAUGGUUAUUCACCGAAAUUCAAGAGCAACGUACUUGGGACAUAUCGGCGAGUGAACGCUUUGAUAUGCUGAAACGAUAUACAAAUUAUGGUCUAGAGCACUGGGGUUCGGACCAAGCAGGUGUAGAGAAAACACGACGAUUCUUACUGGAAUGGAUUUCAUUUCUUUAUCGUUAUAUACCUGUCGGUCUAUUAGAACGCUUACCACAUCGAUUAAACGAACGACCACCGUACUUCUUUGGACGAAAUGAUCUUGAAACCUUAAUGGCUUCGAAACUCUGCUCGGACUGGGUGAAAUUAACCGAACUUUUGUUAGGCAAAGUUGCUCCGGAAUUUCAAUUCUUACCAAAGCAUAAAGCGAAUGCUUAUGGUUAA